This is a messenger RNA of Ceutorhynchus assimilis (cabbage seed weevil), 315 nucleotides long. The record is from the annotation of a GenBank genome assembly. Lineage: Eukaryota; Metazoa; Arthropoda; Insecta; Coleoptera; Curculionidae.
UCAGGAUGUCUCGAAAAAAGAAGUUUCAUUCGGACGAAGAACUGUUGCAAAUGCUAGAAAAUGAUGAAUUAUCUGAUAUAGAGUUGUUAUCUGAUGAGGAUGACGGUUGGGAACCAGAAAAACUUUAUGAAAGAGAUAUAAAUCUUGAUGACGAAGAAAAUGAUAGCGAAUGUUGAAAACAAGCCACCAGAUGGAUCUAGGUACGACUGUUAUGGCCAUUUUGCCGAGUUCGACGACAAAAAGGAAGCAAGGCGCUGCAAAAUGGAAGGAUGUACAAAAAAAGUUCAUACAUUUUGUACAAAAUGUAAUGUACAU